This is a messenger RNA of Halichondria panicea, 2795 nucleotides long. RefSeq lists its product as uncharacterized. Gene Ontology annotation, cellular component: cytosol; intracellular membrane-bounded organelle. The record is from RefSeq and is a predicted model, not a curated record. Gene Ontology annotation, molecular function: guanyl-nucleotide exchange factor activity; phosphatidylinositol phosphate binding. Gene Ontology annotation, biological process: endocytic recycling; endocytosis. NCBI's taxonomy places the organism in Eukaryota, Metazoa, Porifera, Demospongiae, Suberitida, Halichondriidae. Bases 106 to 2673 code for a protein of 855 amino acids. The transcript has 15 exons.
CUUUCCCCCUCCCAUAGUGAGACGGAGGAGCACUUCACGUUUGUCCUGACUGAUCUUGAGGGUCGCUAUCGGUUUGGAUUCUGUCGAUAUCCUCCCAAUAGAGAGAUGUGUAUCUGCAUCAUCAGUGACUUUCCCUGGUACAAGGUGUUCUAUCGCUCCCUGGACAAGAUCUCUGACCUUCGACUGGACCAUCAAGAUGAGCUGGUAGAGCCGUUCCUAGCUGGACUACGGAAACACCCCCUCCCCUCCCUGGGCAUGGACACUGUACUCAGUGUGGUGCCUGAGGGCAUAGAGACUGGUCAGGUGUACACAUUUCCUCUGCCCAAUCCCAAGAAGUUACCAGAGAUCCCCACUGACGAUAACUUCACUCAGUUCUACUCCAACCUUCACUACAAUGUCAUCCUGCACCUGUUCUCAAACCUGAUAUUUGAACGAAGAAUCAUCAUCACCUCCAGUAGUCUAAGCCUGCUAUCUGCCACUGUACACGGAGUGGUGUCCCUCAUAUAUCCACUGCGUUGGGAGCACAUCUUCAUCCCGAUCACCCCUCCUCACCUACUGGACUACUGUGCUGCCCCCAUGCCCUUCCUCAUGGGAAUACACUCUUCAUACAUGGACCUGGUUCGGCGGAUGCCCAUUGAUGACGUAGUUCUGUUAGAUGUUGACGAGAGUACAAUGGAGUCUCCUCAUGUGGAGGACCUGGAAGCCCUACCCUCGGAGGUGGUGUCUGAGCUCAAGCAUGUCCUCAAGAAACAAGCCUCAGCGUAUGGGGACACUGUGGCGAGGUCCUUCCUUAGGGCACAGGUGUCCAUGAUUGGAGGAUACAGGAGUGCCCUCAAGCUGAGACCAGGGGAGAAAGAUGUUCACUUUGAUGAGGAACAGUUCCUACAGUCUCGUCCCAACUCUGAGGAGUUUCUGGAGAAGCUGCUCCAUUUCCAACACUUCCGCCAGUUCAAACCGCCAUACCUAUUCAUAGCCAUACCAUAUUUGGUUCACUUUAUUGUCGUCGUAUGUAGCAUAACCAUGAUUAUAUGCACAACUAAUCACACUCUCUUUCUGUUUGUUUUUCUGCAGGCAAAGAUCGUAUGGAAGAGACUGGACUCCAAGCACCAACAUCAUGGUCAUCCUCUGCCUCAUGGGAAGACUCACUCGCUGCCCAUGAAUAAGAGAGCCAGUGAGGGGGGAAUCCCUCGACCCAUGGUUAUGACCCCGCCCCCUAUCCUCACUGGAUCAUCACUCGGCAAGGUCCACCGCAAGCCUCCCUCAGUGAUCCCCUACCACAGACACAAAGAGGGCAAACAAAAACUGGCCGAGAUACUCAAACUACAAAACUUUGGAGAGCCUAAGACAGGCAAUCUUGUCACCCCACCGGGAACACCAAGGUCUGUUGCCAGUGGCGACCAGUCAGAACGAGUAUCGCUUGACAGCAGGGGCUCAACAGACAUCAGCAUACAGUCUGGGGAGGUCGCCAUUGGAAACCUUAUAGACAUCUCAUCAUCACCAACCUCUGUGCUUCUGCCCCAGUCUGACACUGACUCAGUAUCCUCGGCCAGCACCAGUGAUAAUGACAUCCCCAUCAUCAUCAAUUCACAGCCACAUUGGGAGACCUUUGAUGAUCUGGACACACAAUGCCCACCACCGCCACCUCCCCGGGAAGAACUGCAAAAGCCACUGGAGACACCAGAAAUAAGUCUGGAGCAAUCAACCACUCCUGUCAAUCUGCUGUCAGAGUCUCUAGGCAGUAAUAAUCCUUUCGGUGAUUUCGAUUAUGAGGCUUCCCCUGACGGUCCUCAGAUUCAGUCAGAAUUGAUUUUUAACUUGACAGAGUCGAACCUCGAUAAUGGGAAAGCAAGGACUGGGGAAAUAGACCGGCAAGGCGGACCCUCACCGUUUGAGUCGCUUCAUUUGGGUGCAAGACCCGUGUCCCCAUUCGACGAUUUCAGCUCCUCUGUUGCUCAGGCCCUCAUGACCAAUUCUCAAACAUUUGAAGACCCCUCAGCAGUCAACGCUCUAAUAAACACAAGCCAAGAUCUGUCGACAGUUAUCGAAGAAGAUGAAAACAAUCUGAUUCUUUCGAAUGCAUCGGCUCUGAUUGAAACCCAGUCCCCUGAGUUACCACAACCUCUUAUUCCCACUACCACAACAGCAGCCACUACACAAGAUAUUACAACAGACCUGAUACGCAGUCAAGCAGAGACAAACCUACAUGUACGAAAGGGCAGUGCUCCUGGAAUGAGUUCAGCCAUUGCUAGCCCCUACGGCUAUAAUCGUGGAUCCUCCAAUUCUCCCAAUUUCCAAAUGCAGGCUUCUGGUAUACAGGGCACACACACACAGUACUCUAAUCCAUUCUACAACUAUGGAUACCAACACAUGACCUACAGUAGCAAAGACUUGAAGAGACCCGCUGGACCAAGAUCUCCGAAGUUUGCUCAAGAUAUUCCAUUAUCCAUACCACAAGUACCACUGAACUAUCAAAAGAAACGGCUACCACCGCCGCCCAAACCACAGCCUUACUCGAGAGCACAAGCAACACAGUCGGGAGUGAACAAAGAUGAUCCUCUGUUGCAAAGAUUGUCAAGUAUUGGAGAAUUUAACCCAUUUGAGAAUAUACUGGGAAACGUAGGAAUGGAAGAUUAUGUUAAAAGAAAUACAAACAAAGAGACACCUCUAGUAUGAUAGGACAUGCAGCUUUAGUGAGUGGAGUGAUUUGCAUUUUCAACCUUUUUAUUGCUCGUGUAUUCGUCGUGUGGUGCAUAGUUCGUGUUUUCCUUCAAUGAUGUUAUUAUUAGGCCUGUUAA